This is a messenger RNA of Eremomyces bilateralis CBS 781.70, 877 nucleotides long. RefSeq lists its product as uncharacterized. Bases 377 to 724 code for a protein of 115 amino acids. The transcript has a single exon. Lineage: Eukaryota; Fungi; Ascomycota; Dothideomycetes; Eremomycetales; Eremomycetaceae. Gene Ontology annotation, biological process: transmembrane transport; carbohydrate transport. The record is from RefSeq and is a predicted model, not a curated record. Gene Ontology annotation, cellular component: membrane. Gene Ontology annotation, molecular function: carbohydrate:proton symporter activity.
UUCCUCCCCAUUAGCGGCGGGAUUAUCCCAGGCAUGAGGACUACUAUUUCCCUCCGGGCUUAAUUCAAUGCCUCCGGCUAAUCCAUUCGCCUACGAGGAGGUUCCAGUCCCUUGGAGGCGUUCCCAUGCAACCUCUACAUGCUUCUCCAUACGAACCUAGUGGAGAACCGAGAUAUCGUUGAGCUCAAGCCAUGAAGCCCCAGGGUGAACAGCAAGCCUUCUUCGACGGAACAUAUAAUCCCAAUUUCAGCCCCUCCAAGCCCAUUCCUGGCGGUUUCCUUUGCCUAUUCCCAAACGCCUCCUCGGCACUUGCAGUUACCUCUUGGAUAUAAUAUAUUCCACUAUUCCAGAAUCUCACUUCAUCUCGUCUGUCAAGAUGGAGGGGAAACGCCAAUUCAACUGGUACAACUUUAUCGUUUGCUUUUUGGUCUCCUUAGGCCAGAUCGCAUUCGGAUACCCAUCAUCCAUCAUAGGAACUACGCUGGGAUUGCCACAGUUUCUUAUCUAUAUGGGGCUUGUUGACCCAGCGACUGGUUUGCCGACGUCAAACAGCGCGAACUUGAUCGGCGCUAUGAGCGGUGUCUUCCAAGCAGGUGCCUUCUUCGGCAUCAUCAUUGGAAGCUGGGUGAUGGACAAAUAUGGACGGAAGAUGGGUAUGGCCUACUGUGCAUUCUUCAGCAUCUUUGGUGGUGCUUUGCUGUGCGGUUCGAGAAACGCUGCGUAAGUGUCCUUCUAUUAACCUCAGUACUCUAUUAAUGGAUAUCUACUAGUAUGUUCAUCGUAGCGAGAUUCUUCGCCGGCAUGGGAUCAUGGGGAUUCCUGGCCGUUAGUAAGUGGUCCAUCCCGUGACUUCGUGUCGUCUGGUUAUUAACAUCAC